Messenger RNA from Boleophthalmus pectinirostris (great blue-spotted mudskipper), 3775 nucleotides. RefSeq names its product La ribonucleoprotein 1, translational regulator (gene larp1). Gene Ontology annotation, cellular component: cytoplasmic stress granule; cytosol. NCBI's taxonomy places the organism in Eukaryota, Metazoa, Chordata, Actinopteri, Gobiiformes, Gobiidae. The transcript is spliced from 20 exons. Gene Ontology annotation, biological process: mRNA stabilization; positive regulation of translation. The record is from RefSeq and is a predicted model, not a curated record. Bases 261 to 3539 code for a protein of 1092 amino acids. Gene Ontology annotation, molecular function: RNA cap binding.
CGUCUCGCGUGGUGAGGAUCAUCCAUAUUGGUGCUAGCGCUGGAGAUAAGGCUUAAUCCGGAGGCCCUCGCACACGUUUGUCCUCGUUUCGGUGCGUGUGGCUGCGGCACACCGGCCCUGGUGCGCUGUGGACUAAAGCUUUGGUCUAAACAGGGGCGCGGCAGCGGACGAACCUCUACUUUUCCCCCGAAAGAGAACCCUGCCGAUCGGGCCAGGACUGGUAAUCCUACCGGAGGAGACAGGCACGGCGGAGGUGGGAAAUGGCCACUCAGGUGGAGACUCUCCUGCCCGGCAACCCGCUCUCCAAACCCGACGACCACGGCGCCAUGAUCCGCGGUGAGCUGGAGCGGGGGGAGCGGGACGAGCUAGGGGACGAGGCCAAGCUAGACAGCCCUUGCACCGGGCAGGGAGGCACCCACGACUCGGAGCAGUACCCAGCCUCCCAUAAAGAGUCUAAAGGCGACUCUGACAACGACAACAAGCCGAGCGAGGAGGGCGGCAGAGGCAAAAGGGAGUUUACCGAAGCCCCUCCGCCCAAGGUGAAUCCGUGGACUAAGAAGAUGAACGCGGUCACGGUGGUCAGCGUGAACGGACAGGCGCUCCACGAAUCAACUGGCCCAGCCAAAGUGGUGAGAGCCGGAAACCCACCCAAAACCAGGCGGGGAGGAAAGGUUGGAGAUUUUGGUGACACAAACAGCUGGCCGACCCCUGGAGAAAUCGCAACUAAAGACACUCAGAUGGUGGCAGUGUCGAGCCCGUCCUCUGUCAGGCAGGUCAGAGACUCGUGGAGAGCAGCUCCUCCAAAACGAUCAUCACAGAAGAAGGAGUUGAAGGAGAAGCGUGAGAGCAUUGAGGAGAGCAAAGAAAACCUCAAGUCCAAAUCUGACGACUCUGGAGAAGACAAGAACCCUGAUGAGGAUGGCCAGAGGAAUGGGCCCAAGAAGAAAGGUAACAAGCAGAAAUGGGUCCCUCUGAUGAUUGAGGUGAAGUCUGAGGGUCCCAGAGAACGAUCUGCAUCACGGAACAACAGCCGCCCCAAUGAGAGCCCAAGAGUGCCCUCUACUGCCAGAAAUGACCUGCGCGGUGAGGGAGGCACACUGCACAUAAACUGGCACUCUCAGAAGUACGAGCGUGAGUGGAGAGACGACCAUGAUGAAGUGUCCAGUGUGAAGAGCGAGGGGGCGCCGUUCAGAGGCGGCUUCAGGGGGCGAGGCCGGGGGCGUGGCAGGGGGCGGGGCAGAGGCAGAGGGGCUGGCAGAGGUCAUUAUGAGUACCACUAUGGGUACAAAUCAUAUGAUGUGAAAGACGCAGCGUAUGGACAGAAGUUUGGAAACUCUGUGACUUAUUACUACGACAACAUGAGCAGCAACGAUCUGUACUCUGUGGACCAGGACCUGCUCAAAGACUACAUCAAGAGGCAGAUUGAGUACUACUUCAGCCUGGAUAACCUGGAGAGGGACUUUUUUCUGCGACGGAAGAUGGACCAGGAAGGUUUUCUGCCCAUUGGCCUCAUUGCGAGCUUCCACCGAGUGCAGGCACUGACCACUGAUGUCAGCCUCAUACUGGAGGCGUUGAGAGACAGUCAGGAGGUGGAGAUAAUUGACAUGAAGAUUCGGAGGAAAGAGGACCCGGAGAAGUGGCCUUUACCGGGUCUGAACCUGCCUAACCACGCCCACACCACAGAUUUCUCCCAACUCAUCAACUGCCCUGAGUUCAUCCCCCGCACCGUACCCGAUCAACAAGGUUCUCCACGAGCUUCAACACCGGUACAGCAGACCAAACCAGACCAGGACCUGUCCAACCUGAAGACCAUGCCCAAAGGGCUGUCGGCCAGUCUCCCAGAUCUGGACUCUGAGUCCUGGAUCGAGGUCAAAAAGAGACCCCGACCUUCUCCAGCAAGGCCCAAGACCCAUUCAUUUCAGCACAAGGACAAAGAGGAAGUGCGUUCUCCAGUGCCCCCUACAGGAUCCUUGCCCUCCCCCACUGUACCCCCCACAAAGGAUGGAGGAGAGCAGGAUGAACCAGAGGAGUUGGACUUCAUGUUUGAUGAGGAGAUGGCUCAGAUGGACGGACGCCGAAACACCUUCACCGACUGGUCAGACGAAGAGACUGAUGGAGAGAUCGACGACCAAGACUUGAACAAGAUCCUCAUCGUCACACAGACUCCGCCCUAUCUACGCAAGCAUCCGGGUGGGGAUCGAACCGGCAACCACACCUCCCGAGCCAAACUGACCAGCGAGCUCGCCAAAGUCAUCAAUGACGGGCUGUUCUACUAUGAACAGGAUCUUUGGGAGGACACAUACGAGCCAGAGUACGCAACAAUCAAGCAAGAAGUGGAGAACUUCAAGAAGGUGCACCUAAUCAGCCGAGAGCAGUUUGACUGUUUGACCCCAGAGCCCCCCGUUGACCCCAACCAGGAAGUACCCCCCGGACCCCCCAAACCCCAGCAGAUCCCCACAGACGCUCUGGCGAACAAGCUCUUUGGUGCUCCUGAACCCUCCUCAAUCGCCCGCUCUCUCCCUACCACUGUCCCAGAGUCGCCUGGUUACCGUAGUAACAGGACACCACGCACGCCCCGCACACCGCACCGUAAAGACCCCACCAUGACGCCGCGUUUUUACCCUGUGGUCAAGGAGAGCCGGCCUGUGGACGCCAAGACGCCCAGGAAGAGGAAAACCAGGCACAGCUCCAACCCCCCUUUGGAGUGCCACGUAGGUUGGGUCAUGGACUCCCGAGAGCACCGCUCCAGGACCGCCUCCGUCAGUUCCAACACCAGCCCCUCCGAGGCCACUCCCGUCCUGGGCACCAUUGGAGCCACGCCUCAGUCCCUGCCCAAGUUUCAGCACCCCUCCCACGAACUGCUCAAGGAGAACGGAUUCACACAACACGUCUACCACAAGUACCGCCGACGCUGCCUCAAUGAGCGGAAGAGGCUGGGGAUCGGCCAAUCGCAGGAGAUGAACACGCUGUUCCGAUUCUGGUCGUUUUUUUUGAGAGAUCACUUCAACCGAAAGAUGUACGAGGAAUUCAGGCAGCUGGUGGUGGAGGACGGCAAGGAGGGAUACAGAUAUGGACUUGAAUGCCUCUUCAGGUACUACAGCUAUGGUCUGGAGAAAAAAUUCAGACCGGACAUCUUCAAGGACUUCCAGGAGGAGACCAUGAAGGACUAUGAAGCCGGUCAGCUCUAUGGGCUGGAGAAGUUCUGGGCCUUUUUGAAAUACUCGAAACAAGCCAAAACUCUGGAGAUCGACACCAAGCUGCAGCAAUAUCUGAGCAAGUUCAAACGCCUGGAGGACUUCAGGAUCGACCCCCCCAUGGAGGACGGCGGCCGCAGACGGCACUCCUCAAGUGGGGAGGGCCGGCGCAGACACCCCUCUCAGAGCUCCAGCAGCAGACCCCAGAGCCAGGCCAGCUAUACCCCUAACACCGCUCCCGUCUCUGGGCCCAGCCACGGAGCCACGUCUGCCCCCUAUACCUCCACUGCAGCCAAGGACAACGCAAAGCCCGCCCCUUCCUCUGCUGACCACUCCCCUAAAUAACUCCCACGACUCAGACUGACUCAAAAAUAUCUUUAAAUAAAAUAUCUGCAAGUCGUUGUUUCACCACACGGAGCAGAGAGGAGUUACUCAGCCCCAUGAAAACUGGAUUCAUCAGUGGCCCAAUUUAUUUUAUUACAUUUUUUCUUGUCUUGAUGAGGCAAAUAUAAAAUUUUGGUGUAUUUUUUUUUCCCCCACUUUUUUUUAUUUUAAUUUAAAUUAAAUUUUUUUGAACCAAU